Molecule: messenger RNA, 3006 nt
Organism: Mesocestoides corti
Lineage: Eukaryota; Metazoa; Platyhelminthes; Cestoda; Cyclophyllidea; Mesocestoididae
Source: the annotation of a GenBank genome assembly
AUGAAGCGGAAACUGCGGUCUCAGACCUCGGAUGAUGACAGUUUUUCAGACGGUCGUUUGGUAAUCGAUUGUAAUUUUCCACCGGAUAGUGGCUCUUUUCUGGAAUCCUCAACGUCCAAAACUCGUUCUGUCGCAGAAAAGACUCCGGGUAGUGCACGUAAACGAGCAUCUGGAAGGCUUGAAAAGCAUGCAACAUCGACAGUGCUGCGUACUCCCAGCCACACGUCAAAGUCCAACUCAUCCGAUCUUUCCGACACAUCCGCUUCUCGACGGAAGCGCGGAAAAUUUUCGAGGCUACGGUUAUACGAUGUCAAUUCCCCAGAAGCCGAGGCACCUUCAUUUGGUACCGAAGCCCAGUCAGGUACCGCUACCGCUCCUGACGCAGAGCGUUCAAAGCGUGGCCAAGCAUCGUCCAGCAGAAGCAGGUCGUUUAAUUCCCCAUCUUCCUAUCCGUUGCAUCUUGAUUCAAUGGGCGGAAGUGAUGAAGACAGCGAGAGCGUUUUUUCGUUUGACACAGUCCCCACCACUUCGUCGACUCCGGUCAGCGCGUCGAGGCGGCGCUCGGACGCGACGCCGGCCCUCACAUCCCCGUCAAAGCGGCGUGGCCGACCUCGUCGGCAGUGCAACCUAACCAACACCCGGAAGGUGGCGCCUGUUGUUAUUCAGUUUAAUCGCGGUCUCCAAAUGUCCCUCAUCUCCCAGCCAGCUCAGACAGAUUGGCUAUCCUCGAGGCGAGAAUCCACUUCUUUGAGCACUGGAGAUGCACCAGCGAUUAAAGUGAGGCGUCCCUCAGAUUCCUCAGUGGACGCUGUCGACAACUAUUGCUGGUUUUGUCAUUGUCCUGGACAGGUGAAGCCAUGCUCCAAAUGUCCCCGUGUUUACCAUCCUCGUUGCGUCGGAUCCUCCGAUGCGGACAAAGCCAGUGAGGCCAUGUCACGUCGUGACUGGAGGUGCCCCGUGUGCUGUGAGUUAGACUCGGCCGCUUCCGAUGCGUGUGUGGCGGAGAAAUGGCUUCCGCUGACCUCAACAGCAACCUACGAGGCUCAACUGCAGAAGGCGCUGGCUUUCAUGGUCGAUAUGCUGUCCAUGCAGAGCUGGGCGGAGCCAUUCAGAGAGCCUGUGGACGAUGACGACAGCCUCAACGUCACGGAUGUUAUUAGGUACCCAAUGGAUCUUCGAACUCUUCUUGGACGAGUAAACGAGGGCCGGUAUAAGUCAACACAUGCAUUUUUGGCGGAUUUCCGGUGGAUCAUUCACAAUUGCUUCAUCCUCGAGAACAAGUCCGACUCGCCCCUGCUGGCCAAAGUCCGCUCCCUUGAACAGACGUGUCUCCUUGAGGUUAGCCUUCUGCGGGCCUGUCCCACCUGCUAUCUCAAUCGAACAGUGGCCCUUCCCGUUCUUCCGUCAACCACCUUCGUCUUCCCUGCCAUCUCCAAAUGCGAGCCCCGCAUUUAUAGGCGUCCCGAGUUGAGAAAGCGACCAACCGACUUGAGCGUCAAUCUAGCCGAGGGGUUGUGGUUCAUAAAGCCUUGUCCUGUGGUUCACCCCCUUGUGUGGGUGCGCUUCGACGAUGGUCAGCAGUGGCCAGGCAAGAUGAUGGACAUGUCGAAUGGCCUGGUGGUUGUGGCAUUUUUCGGCGACUACUCCUCCCGAACCACUCCGUCCAACUUCGUGACAUUCCACACGCGCUUGGGCGUGGCUGCGAACGUUGCUGUUGCAGCCGCCGGAUGCAGUGGCCUCAAGCCGUCGACUGAUUUCGUCGAGUCGAGGGAUGCCAAGACCCUCGAUCGAGCGCUUGGGGAGCUGCGGCGACAUGUGGCCCUGAUCCUAGAGGCGCACCCCAAUUUCCGGCUACCGUCUCCUCCCCUAAACGGUGUUCUUCCCUUCACCACUCAGACCCUCAGGCAUUGCUAUGGGCCAUUCAAUCGAUGGCUUCCUCAAUUGAAUGCUCACUCACCGAAUCCCCACCAAGAUGAUCCCCCACUCGAGGCAAACAAUGAUGACGCUGAGUCCACUGCUUCCCCUGGUGGGGGCGUGUCACCUCCACACCAGCCCCCUCCCACACCACCACCUGCACCGCCCCCCAAAACACCCCCACCUCGGGGCGCUCUGAACUCGGCCAGCUUCAUAGAGCCACUGUUGGUGCGUCUGGCUAGCGUUUCGCAACAUCGCGACGCCAGUGGCUUCCACGAGCUGUCUUCUCAGAGGACACCGGCGACGGCCCCGCCAACAGCAUCCCAACCCGACCCCCCACCUCCGCUGCAGACCGCCCCCGAGGAACGCGAAGAAAGGCAGGGACAUUUUUAUUUUAUUUUGUGGAAGUGUGCUGUGCAGCGUUUGCUUGCCGCUGCUGGUGUGUGUUUCGGCUCGGUCGAUCAUUGUGAUGGAGCUGCCGCCCCCACCGACAUUCACGCUCUUCCUCAAUUAACCCCCACCCAAACUGCGCCUCCCCCAGCCGCCGCCGCCUCCGCCGUGAGGCCGCCUUCUUCGGGGCCAGACGUGCAGGCCGACCUCUCAGCCGGUCUGCUGAAUGCUCGAACGACGCUUUGCGAGGGCUUCCGGUCCCUGCUUGAGGGGGUCUUCGAGAAGUUGGAAGGGGUCGUUUGCCAGUCCCAGGCUCCUGCUGCACCCAACCCCAAGGUGGCCGUCAGUGUCCAAGAAAAGCACACGCAGACGACCACCUCCCUCCAGCCGACGACAACCGCUACCUCAAUUCCAUCCCUGUCCGAGAAAACGAAGACAGUGCUGCUUAAGUCAGAAAUCCUUCGGCAGAACCAGGAGCUGGAGCGCCUUCGACUCCUGCUGGACUACUCGCGCUACGAAAUCUCAAACAGCCAGCGAGCCCACCUUGUCGAACUGCGCUCUGUGUGGGAGGCGGAAUUGACGGCGGUUGUGGAGGCCGUGGCUAAAGUCUGCGAACAAGAAGCCAUGCGAAUAAUUGACCAGGUGAAGCAGAAGCAAUGGGUAAGCCGUGUGAAUGUGUUAGUUGGCUUCAUUGGUGGAUAA